Molecule: messenger RNA, 1258 nt
Organism: Nipponia nippon (crested ibis)
Lineage: Eukaryota; Metazoa; Chordata; Aves; Pelecaniformes; Threskiornithidae
Source: RefSeq, a predicted model, not a curated record
AUGCCGAGAAAAACAAGCGCCAUGACCUGAGAGCUCAAGCGGUCACGGAAAAUAUACCCAGGUUCUGCCCAGUUGAUAUUUAAUGUGACAGACGUUGUUGAAAGAACUGUCUGUAAUAAAACUGUAAUUCUACCUUGCCAUGUGAUUAAUCUAAAGGAGAACAAUUCAAAUGUCAUGUUUGUUACGUGGAAAAAACAAGGAAAAAGAAUUUUUUCUUUUCAUGGAGCAAGUCAAGAGUUUUUCAGAGAUGAAACGGUUCCAUCAGCUAAGUUAGUAUCUCAGGCGGAUUUACCCAAGGGCGAUGCCUCUCUAAUGCUUAACAGUGCAGAAGCAGAUGUUGGAAAUUACAGCUGUGAAGUAACAGAAUCAAGCAGAGAAGGAGAAACAAGAGUUGAACUUAGAAACCGCUCAGUUGUCAGUUGCGGCGAGGAAAGUACCCCAACACCAAAGGAAAAAUGUGGAUCAUGGUUUAUUCUGGUGGAAAGGGCUAUCAUCAUUGCGUUGCUGUUCUUAGUUAUUAUUUUGUGUUCAGCUCAGUUAAGUGUGAUUGCAUUAAGAUACGAAAUUGAAACUCAGAAGAAAAUGGGUGUUAUUGUAGCAGGUAUCGUCUUCACAGUUGCUGCUGUUGUAGGCACUGUUCUUUUUGUCCAAGAUGGCUAUACUGCACAGAAUCAAGCUGGUCUUGGCCUAAUUGUAGUCCCUGCUGUCAUUUUGGUACCGCUUCAAUACUUUAUGUUUGGAAUUGUUUUCGAUAGUCUACCACAAGCAACACUUGCUCUGAUAGGCUUGCAAAUUCUUGGUUAUAUAAUUGCUGUGGUUGGUUUUGCACUGUGUGUCUCAGCCUGUCCUCCAUUACAUGGGUCCAUUGUGAUUGCUGGCUUAGCUAUUACGGCUAUUACAAAUUUGCUUAGUCUGGCUUACGUGUUUAUUAUGGGUUCCCGAAUGAAAGAUCAUCCUCGUCCAGGGAAAGCUGUAGAAGAACCACUAAAUGAACUGAAGAGCUCUGUGAUAUGUGAAAAGUACACCGCUGUUGAUACACCGUGGCCUUGAAGAUGCACUACUCAAAGAGAAGAAAUUCAGGAAAUUAGUUGUUUUGCAUGUGUGGCAAAAGUGCUUUUGAUAUAAAUGAUGUAAUUUUAUAGUCACAGCAGUUGUAGCGAGAAAUGUGUGUUUGCCCACAUGUGAUCUUAAUUUUCUUUUGUUAUGGUAUAUAUGGGAUAGUUGAGGGUGAGACUAUAAAAAGCACUGUCCACUACAG